Messenger RNA from Dipodomys ordii (Ord's kangaroo rat), 1874 nucleotides. It is a transcript of the gene Capn12, whose product is annotated as calpain 12. Gene Ontology annotation, biological process: proteolysis. The transcript is spliced from 17 exons. The record is from RefSeq and is a predicted model, not a curated record. Gene Ontology annotation, cellular component: cytoplasm. NCBI's taxonomy places the organism in Eukaryota, Metazoa, Chordata, Mammalia, Rodentia, Heteromyidae. Gene Ontology annotation, molecular function: calcium-dependent cysteine-type endopeptidase activity; calcium ion binding. The coding region runs from base 52 to 1734 and encodes 560 amino acids.
AGAGUUCAGUCUCUUGAGCAACUGGGAUCUCAGGCAUGAGUUAUCAGCAAUAUGGAAGUUUAUGAGUCAAGAAAUUAUGCCGAUGCUUGCUUGCUGGUGUUCCCUUCUGCGCAGAAGGAGUUUUGUGAGAAGCCUCAGUUCAUCUGUGAAGACAUGAGCAGGACAGAUGUGUGCCAGGGGAGACUAGGAAAUUGCUGGUUUCUGGCUGCCGCCGCCUCACUCACACUGUACCCCCGACUCCUGUACCGGGUGGUCCCCCCAGGACAGAGCUUCCAAGAUGGCUACGCAGGCGUCUUCCACUUCCGGCUCUGGCAGUUUGGCCGCUGGGUGGAUGUUGUGGUGGAUGACAAGCUGCCGGUCCAGGAGGGCAAGCUGAUGUUCGUGCACUCGGAGCAGAGGAACGAGUUCUGGGCACCCCUUCUGGAGAAAGCCUAUGCCAAGCUCCACGGCUCCUACGAGACCAUGCGAGGCGGCCACAUGAACGAGGCCUUUGUGGACUUCACGGGGGGCGUGGGCGAGGUGCUCUACCUGAGACAAAACACGCCCGGCCUCUUCACCGCCCUUCGCCAUGCACUGGCCAAGGAGUCCCUCGUGGGUGCCACUGCCCUGAGUGAUCGGGGCGAGAUCCGCACGGAAGAGGGGCUGGUAAAGGGACACGCAUACUCAGUCACAGGCACACACAAGGUGUCUCUGGGCUUCACCAAAGUGAGGCUCCUGCGGCUGCGGAAUCCUUGGGGCCGUGUGGAGUGGACUGGGGCCUGGAGUGACAGCUGCCCACGCUGGGACGCCAUCCCCACCGAGUGGCGAGAUGCCCUGAUGGUGAAGAAGGAGGAUGGUGAGUUCUGGAUGGAGCUGCAGGACUUCCUGAGUCACUUCAACACGGUGCAGAUCUGCUCGCUGAGCCCGGAGGUGCUGGGGCCCAGCCCAGCGGGGGGUGGCUGGCACAUCCACACUUUCCAGGGCCGCUGGGUACGCGGCUUCAACUCUGGCGGGAGCCAGCCUGGUGCUGAAACCUUCUGGACCAAUCCUCAGUUCCGGCUGACGCUGCUGGAGCCGGAUGAGGAGGAAGAUGAUGACGAUGAGGAGGGGCCCUGGGGAGGCUGGGGGGCAGCAGGGGCGCGGGGCCCAGCCAGGGGGGGCCGCAUGCCCAAGUGCACCGUCCUCCUGUCACUCAUCCAGCGCAACCGGCGGCGUCUGCGGGCCAAGGGUCUCACUUACCUCACUGUGGGAUUCCACGUGUUCCAGAUUCCAGAGGAGGUGGGUAUCAGACGGGGGCCCAGGCCGGGCUCGGCCCCGCCCCUUGGGUGUUUUCUUGUAGGCAGGGCCAACACGAGGACCUGGGGAGAGAUCGGACUGAGGACCUGUGAGCAGCUGCUGCAGUGUUUUGGGCGCGGCGGCCGCCUGUCUCUGCACCACUUCCAGGAGCUCUGGGGCCACCUCCUGUUGUGGCAGGGCACAUUUGACAAGUUCGAUGAGGACGCAUCAGGAACCAUGAACUCCUAUGAGCUGAGGCUGGCGCUGAACGCUGCAGGCUUCCACUUGAACAACCAGCUGACCCAGGCCCUCACCAGCCGCUACCGGGACAGCCGCCUGCGGGUGGACUUGGAGCGCUUCGUGUCCUGCGCGGCCCAGCUCACCUGCAUCUUCCGACACUGCAGCCAGCACCUAGCUGGGGGCGAAGGGGUCGUGUGCCUGACCCACAGACAGUGGUCGGAGGUGGCCUCCUUCUCCUAGGGGCGCCCUCAACCCAGCACUGCAGCUGAGCACGCAUGCACCUGCCCAUCACCUAUCGUCUAGGGCCACCUCCACAUCAUCCUGCGCCCCCCACCUCCUGUUGCCACCUACGUGAGAGCCCCCACUCUGCUGAGACCACA